Messenger RNA from Anguilla anguilla (European eel), 2659 nucleotides. Its product is annotated as signal-regulatory protein beta-1-like. The transcript has 11 exons. The record is from RefSeq and is a predicted model, not a curated record. Gene Ontology annotation, molecular function: MHC class II protein binding; protein tyrosine kinase binding. Lineage: Eukaryota; Metazoa; Chordata; Actinopteri; Anguilliformes; Anguillidae. Gene Ontology annotation, biological process: T cell activation; positive regulation of ERK1 and ERK2 cascade; interleukin-15-mediated signaling pathway. Gene Ontology annotation, cellular component: membrane raft; external side of plasma membrane. Bases 467 to 1669 code for a protein of 400 amino acids.
CACUGCUGAUUCUGAACAGUACUACUGUCGACUGUAUUGCGAUAAACAGAAUUAUUCGGAUGUUUCUACUAUUUUCUUGUCUCUUCUCAACAGUAAGUAUUUCCAUUUGAAAUUGGUCAGAUUCCCUCAGAAUGAUGCAUGAAUGCAGUUGGCUAAUAAUUACGCAUAACUAUGAAAUAGUGUCGUUUCCUACGAAAAUAAUUGUUUGUGUAAAUCACCUUCAAAAGUCUAUUUUCUGAGCAUGUGCAGUAGACAUGUAACACCAUGGAUUGAAUGGCGUCACAGUACCUCUCUCCUCCCACCGUUUCGGGAUUUGGCAGGUCGUUGAUCAAGGCUUUCAUCUCUGACACUUUAAAAGGACGGUGGACGUAAACGAUUGAGGCCUACCCUUCCACACCCGCCUGUGGGUUUGGACACUGGAUCAGGGGUUUGAGAAUUGAGACAAGAGAGAAGACAGCAAGUAAGAAUGCCUGUGCACAUACUGACUGGACUCCUGCCAUGGCUACUCUUCAAAAUCAUACUCCUCUUCACAGGUGUCAGUGGCUCAGAACCUACAGUGUACUCCAGUGCGGGAGAGCUUGUCACUUUACCAUGCAACCUUAGUGGCUCUUUUAACUGUUCCUCAAUUACGUGGAACUGGUACAAUGGUCGAUCGCAAGGAGCUAUUGAAUUGGUCGCUCAUGGAGCGGUCGAAGCUAAAGAUCAACAGAUAGCUAGAAGGCUGAGAGUGAGAACUGAUUGUUCUUUGCACAUUAAUAAUCUUACCACUGCUGAUGCUGGAUGGUACUACUGUCGACUGUAUCACAAUGAUGAGAAUUCUACAGAAGUUUCUGUUUACUUGUCUAUUCUCAACAUUUUUGCGUCCUCUCCAGUGACAGAACUGAAGAUUGGUAGUACAGUUACUCUUGUCUGUAAACUCCACAGCCCUAGGCCUUGUGGAAGAAGCGUUAAUGUGAGCUGGGUUAGUGAGACAGGAGUCCAACUGCAGGGAAACAGGUACAAGCUGUCGGAGUCAGAAUGCUCCUCCAAUCUGACUGUGACACUUGAGCGCUCAGACCACAACAUGAAGUGGAGAUGCCAGCUAACUGUAGAGGGGAAGCAGAAGGCCUCACACAGUUACACCACAAGCUUCCCUGGUGUCAGUGGUUCAGAACUUACAGUGUACUCCAGUGCAGGAGAGCUUGCCUCACACAGUUACACCACCAUCUUCCCUGUUGUCAUUAGAUCGGAACCUACAGUGUACUCCAGUGCAGGAGAGCUUGUCUCACACAGUUACACCACCAGCUUCCCUGUUGUCAUUAGAUCGGAACCUACAGUGUACUCCAGUGCGGGAGAGCUUGUCUCACACAGUUACACCACCAGCUUCCCUGAUAAAAUUACGAGAGAUGUCUGGAUUGGCUCUGGAGUGGCUGUUUGUGUGGCUGUUGUCCUGAUUGUGAUAUUGAUCAUGAUAUGCAGGAGAAGAACAGUUCAAAGGAAGACGGCACAUAAUCCUGUUUCACAGAGCCACACAGUUACCGAUCAGAACAAAGGAGAGAGUGAGGACACCGUUACCUAUGCUGUGGUCAAUCCCUCUGCCGGUGGAAAAAGGAAACAAGACCAAGAAAGUGCUGUGCUCGAAACUGAAUAUGCCAUCAUUAAAACCUCGCAGAAGUCAAAUAAACCGUGAUACUUCCUAACGUAGAAGGCUUGGAAAUGACUGUAGACUCGUGCAUUUAAGUCCUGCAGCGCUUUGGGAACUUUUAGCAACACACUUCAGUGGUAACAAUCUUUUGUUUCACUGUUGACAAGGCAAAGGUGCUUGGCUCAUUAUGCCAGCAGUUUAGGGGUUGCCUACUGCGUACAGGAAGCUCAUUAACUACUGAGUUUAGGAUGAAAGGUCUUGGCCUCACAGGUGAAACCAAAUGGAAAAGCACCACAGAACAUUUCAUAGAGGGGCUAAUGGAAGGUGAAAUUUUUAGAGCUCUUUAGGUCACUUCAAAUUCACAAGCUCUGGGCUCCGCCUCCCAUUGUGCAACAUGUGGCAUAUCAUGCAAUUCACUGUAAAUUUUACGCAAUAUAGUUUCUUGUAUAAGUAUUUCUCUUUAGCAUUGUAAGCAUGUCAACAUGGCAAAGGUGUUUGGCACCAUGUUGGCUGGGGCGGCUGAUGACUGGAUGCCAGUUAAGCACCGGCUUUGGAUAAUCAUUUCUUCAUAAAAGAAACUAGAGAAGGUGAUAAGAAUAAUUUUAAAAAAUUAUAUAUACAUUUUUUUUAAAUUGGAAAAAUAUAGCUAUUAUGCAGCAUAUUUGCGUGCAACAUUCCACGUCAUGUUUAUGAGUGUAUUAGCCAGAUGGAGCUUCAUUUUUUAUAGUUAUAUGUUUAUUUAACGGCGAAUUGUGAUAAUGCAGCUCCUUUUGCUAUUGGUAGAUAAGUAGGUCAUUUUUACAUUGUUCUGUAUUAACUGGCUUUCAGUUCAGCAACAUUUCCAUGGUACAGUGCUACAUGCAAGUAUUUAAUGUAUGGAACACACCCUGGGUGUUCCAGCCACCAUGUUUGUUAUCUAAUAAAUUAGUCCUAAAUUAAUCUUCAUAUGUAAUACUGUAUAACCUGGUUUGGAGUUUGUCUGUGGACGACAAUGAUAUCCAAUAUGUGUGGAAAUAAAAUUAUAUCAAAGCCAGA